Messenger RNA from Gastrolobium bilobum, 1092 nucleotides. RefSeq lists its product as uncharacterized. The transcript is spliced from 2 exons. NCBI's taxonomy places the organism in Eukaryota, Viridiplantae, Streptophyta, Magnoliopsida, Fabales, Fabaceae. Bases 261 to 869 code for a protein of 202 amino acids. The record is from RefSeq and is a predicted model, not a curated record.
GUGUAGCUCCACUUUCUUCAUUCUCUUCUAUAUCGUCAUUUUUUUUUUUUUGUUAUGCUUCUCAUUGCUUAUUUACGGUUAUAGCCUUCUGGUUAUGAUAGCUUGCACACGGCGUUCUCGUGCUUCUCCACCUCUCGGGUUCCCUCGCGCUAGAUAUUUUAGGUAUCGCCGAAUGAGGUAGAAAGCCAAAACUACUCAAAUUCCAAAUUUGCCCCUCCCUGUAAAUAUUUUUUAUCCUUAGGCUACUAAGGAUAAAAUACAUGCCAACCUCGAAGAACAACCACCGUAACGGCCAGAUCGAGAAUCACCGGCGGGGGAGGUUAGGAGAGAGAUCUUCGUCUUUUCACGGUCACAUAUCGGAGUCCGCCAUGUCUGCCAACCAAAUCCGGCGCCCGAAAACGGUGCCGGACCUUAUAUUGGAGAGGACGCGUGCGGCGGCGACGAAGACGGUGGUGGAGGUUGUGCCGAGACAGCCACCGAAGUUGCUGCUGAAGGUGACGAUGAUGGGGAGCCUUGGCCCCGUGCAGGUGGUGAUGAGACCGGAAUCGACCGUCGGAGAUUUGAUAGCGGCGGCGGUGCGCCAAUACGUCAAGGAAGGUCGCCGCCCAAUCUUGCCGUCCAACGACCCUUCCCACUUCGAUCUCCAUUAUUCCCAGUUCAGCUUAGAAAGUUUGGAUAGGGAGGAGAAGCUGAUGGAAAUUGGAUCUAGAAACUUUUUUCUUUGCCCGAGGAAGUGUAGCGGCACGGUUGACAGUGGGGGUGGCAGGGAAGGUAACUCAACGACACCGUUUGGUUCGUGUUCGAAAGAGGCUGACAAAGCGAGCAAGGGUGGUUGGUUGAGGUUCAUGGGAUUUCUUCUUGUCAAAUGAUUGGGUCGUACUGGUUUGCCGCUGAUGCCAGCCUGUUUCGAGUAAUUUUUAUUUUUAUUUAUUCUUAUCUAGAAUGAAUGGCCUUUUCCUUUGUAAAAAAACGAAAAAUAGGUCCGGCUACUAUCUGUAGAUUUGUGGGCACGGAAUGCAACCCUUCGUUAGGGGUGUGCUUGAAUUAAACUGAAAUUUUUAAAGAACUAAAUUGUAUUGAUUUAAAUCAAUU